GAUCAAGGCAACAACAACACUUCCCUCGCUCAUCCAAACACGAUCUAGGCCUUGCCACACGCUCAUAUCGCUCCAACCCCGCUGUCCUUUCCACAGUCCUCAUCAAAAUGUCCAAACGGCCGGAAACCGGCCGAACAGCUAGCGAUGGAGCUUCCACACUCCCGGCGUCAGGCGACUCGUCCACAGCCGAGCUCACUGCCGUCGUCGAUGAGCUACUCGGCCAACUCAAUCAGAAAUUCAGUACUAUAAGUAGUGAAUUGCUGUCAAAAAUGGAUGACAUGUCUCGACGACUCGACAAUCUCGAAGCCACGAUUCAGGGUGGAGAAGGCAAUAAAGCAGGGAAGUAGGGUCGCGGAAUUAGCGUGUUGAAAGACAUCGAGACGAAGUUUAUCAGCAGAGGGAGUGUCUCGGGUGUCUAGUAGUGGGGUUUUCCUUGGACUUAAGCUUUAUUUUGGUUCCUCAUCCGUAGAUUGUGGGACUGGAGUUUAAGGCGUUGCACGGGGGAAACGAAGCCAUUUUGGGAUCCUCGAAUACCAUCUUGAUAGUUUUGCA
Messenger RNA from Lindgomyces ingoldianus, 552 nucleotides. RefSeq lists its product as uncharacterized. Gene Ontology annotation, biological process: cellular heat acclimation. The transcript has 3 exons. Lineage: Eukaryota; Fungi; Ascomycota; Dothideomycetes; Pleosporales; Lindgomycetaceae. Bases 108 to 347 code for a protein of 79 amino acids. Gene Ontology annotation, cellular component: nucleus; cytosol. The record is from RefSeq and is a predicted model, not a curated record. Gene Ontology annotation, molecular function: transcription corepressor activity.